Molecule: messenger RNA, 3533 nt
Organism: Paramacrobiotus metropolitanus
Lineage: Eukaryota; Metazoa; Tardigrada; Eutardigrada; Parachela; Macrobiotidae
Product: glutamate receptor-like
Exons: 16
Coding region: 499-3243 (914 amino acids)
Biological process (GO): modulation of chemical synaptic transmission; monoatomic ion transport; synaptic transmission, glutamatergic
Cellular component (GO): plasma membrane; postsynaptic membrane
Molecular function (GO): transmitter-gated monoatomic ion channel activity involved in regulation of postsynaptic membrane potential; glutamate-gated receptor activity
Source: RefSeq, a predicted model, not a curated record
UUUUCGCUGUCUUCGCUAGAACGCACACCCUAAACCCGUAGCUUCCUUUCUUGCUCGCAUUGUAUCGUGGACUACCCAGUAGGCUUUCCUCUAGAGUAGACGGUAUUAGUUGCUGUUCGGGGUUAUUUACGUUGCAGAAUAUUCAUACAAUCAACCGCCAUUUAAAUUUUUACUGCUUAUUCGGAUUCCUGACAUUAUUCAUCUGUGGUGGAAAAAGGGAUGUGGAUAAACGGAUGGUACUACUUUUGGAUGUUAAUAAUCUAAACUGUUGUCAGUGUUCAUUACGUUCAGCAGAGAAAAAAACUAGCGAAGGACGGAAAUACCUUUCGGCUGAAUCAACACAUGUGCGGCUGCUGUAAUUUGCUUACUGACAAAUAUUCUUCCCUUGAAGCAUAUUGCGAAAAAUGCUGGUAAUUACUGGAGCUGAUUGUACGGUCGGCAAUCGCAAGAUUCACAGCCGAAUUUGGAUAAUAUUAUAAGGAUCUGGCGCUCGCUGCGAUGAAGCCGAAUCCCUGGAUUAAUUAUCUUUGGCUGUGCGCUAUCAUUAUUUUUCCUUCCGCGUUGAGUGUACCCCGUAUUGCUCUCUUCGUGGGGGAUGAUGUCAUUGAAGCGCCGGUGGUAUUAAGUCAGCUGGCUUACAACGGGACACUUGUCGAUGAGAAUAUUUCGUUUGUGAACCUGUCGGAGAAAGACCAAUUCUACAAUGCUAAUCAAAUCUGCAGCGCCCUGCGCAACGGGACGUGGAUCAUGGUGGCCCUCACGAACCCAGACGUGGCGGCGCAACUGCAAUGGUACAGCCAGGCCAUGCAUGUCCCUCUGGUCAUGAUGUCGUCCUUCUACCGGCCCGUCUUCCUGGAUUCCGACGACCUAGUCAAGCCGGCACCGGCCCCUUCUUUCCAGCUCAAUAUGCGCCCGCCCACGAUGCGCGCCGUCAUCGAUCUCGCUACCAAGGUGUACAAAUGGGAAUAUGCGCUCUAUGUCACCGACUCCAAUAAGAAACUGGAUCAGGCGUUGAGUCUAUACUAUGCGCACACCCAGACCGGUGCCCUGGACAAUUUUUAUUUGUCCUUUUACCUAGCGCACUCCUCCGAAUGGACCGUUAAUUAUCUGCUCAAUUCUAUUCUGCUGGAAGGUAUAAAAGAAUGGCGCAUUAUACUUGACACUCCGUCGUCGCAGGCCAGUGAGAUCAUGCGCAGCUUGCUAAGCAGUGAUACGGUCCGGCAACGGAAAUUCCACUUUAUCCUGGCUGCUCUGGACUUUGAGAACAGCAACUUCGGCAUCCUGCAGUACACAUCCAACAGUCUGACCUGUUUGACCUUAAUCGACAAGAAAGACAUCCAGUAUAACAAAACCAGCCAAGGUGACGGAAAAACAAUGACGACUCUCCUGGCAUUGGCCAUGGAUUCCAUCGAUCUGGCACAUGCGGCAGUCCAACAGGUCGCUAAUGAUCCGCCAUCCGUACAGUCACUGGACUGCACAGCACUGCCGUACAACACCUGGUACGAUGGAGAGCAAAUGCUCAAAACACUGCGUCAGACGUCGGUGGACAAAUUAACGGGUCCGACGGAGUUCGACGAGGGCGGCUACCGCAAGGAAUACGAGCUGAAUAUUGUCGAGAUGCUGAACGGCGGCGAAAUGUCCCAGAUUGGUACGUGGAACGACACCUUCGGAUUGCACAUAACCAAAAACAAGAAAGCAGAUGAAAAGAACAGUACCAUACGUGUUGUCGGAUUCUAUAUGGAUCAGUUCCUCAACGUGGCUCCCUGCAACCACUCGACCGUUACACAAAGACCCAUCAAGGACCCGGACGCGGUGCAGGCGGUGAUCGGAAGAAAUGUCACCGGAUUGUGCUAUGAAGGAUAUAGUGUGGAUCUGCUGGACUAUUUAGAGAAGGAUCUCAAGAAAUUUUACGACUAUAACUUUGUCUUCCACAUGUCCAAGGACAAUGAGUACGGGAGGAAACUGGAUAAUGGGACAUGGAUCGGUGGUGUUGCUGAAAUAAUACACGGUACAGCCGAUAUGACCAUUGGCGAUCUGAGCAUAAUCUCCGAGCGGGAAGCCGUGGUGGACUUUACCAUUCCCUUUAUGAACGAUGCCUACGUGGUUAUGAUGAAGACGGUUACCGGCCGGCAGGUGCGCAUGUUCAGCUUUCUGGAUCCGUUCUCCUGGACUCUGUGGCUGUCCAUUGGACUGGCCCUGAUGAUCACCUUCCUGAUCAUCUUUAUUGUUGGGCGCAUUGCGCCGUCAGAAUGGCAUCUGUCCAAUCGCUGCGAUCCCCGCGCGACCAAUGGCCUGGUCAACGAGUACACAGCCGAAGAAUCACUGUGGUUUACAAUUGCGACGCUUCUGCAACAAGGACCCAACAUUGAGCCAAGAGCCGUUGCGACGAAAAUCGCGGUUGCUGCCUGGUUUGCCUGGUCCAUGAUCGUGGUGGCGACCUACACCGCCAAUCUAGCGGCUUUCCUCACGGUCAAUCGCAUGACCUCGCCCAUCCAGACCAUCGACGACCUGGCCUAUCAGGAUCCCACCAAAGUGGAGUAUGGCUACGAUAUCCUCAACGUGGCCUCGGCGCAUUUCUUCAAUGUGUCCAAACAGAAAGUCUACCAGACCAUGUAUAGCAACAUGCUGUCGCAUCCCGACUGGAUCACCGGGGACCAGAAGAACGGGACGGAGCGGGUGCGCCAGGGGGGCUACGCUUACAUUGCGCCGCGCAGCUAUGUGGAUUUUGUCAACAGCGGCAAACCCUGCGAUACCAUGACACUGGGACUACCGUUAUUCUACGAUAAUUACGCCAUUGCCGUGGCGCGAGACUCCAUUUACCGCAAGAUCUUCUCAGAAUCGCUGCUGCGCUUAAACGAGAAUGGGAUUCUCAAAAUGCUGGAGACCCGGUGGUUUUCCCGCGAAAUGAACGAUGAAUGUCGCGCUCAAAGGGAGAAGGACAGUAAAGCGGAUUCCAGUGAUCUGAGUUCACUGAGCCCGAUGGAUUUGACCGGCUUAUUUAUAAUCUUAGCCGGUGGACUGCUGAUAUCCUUAAUAGUGGCUAUUGGGGAAUUCCUCUAUCGCGGGCGUGCCAAAUUCCGCGCGUACAAUAUAUCGCUGGAUAGUGUGCUACUGCUUUUGGGCAAACACGAUCAGCCCAAACGGCCACUUCCGCUACCACCCAUUUCCGUACUUAAUGGACGUUUACGGAAUGGUUGGAGGAGAGGAACGCAGGAUUCGACGCAGAGUGAUACGAAACUAUAGGAUGUUCAACACUUCCAGUUAAAUGCUGCAGCCGGAUGCAUUAUACAGCAAGAUCUGCCGGCAAACUUGAUGCUCAAUUGUUAUCUGAAAAAUACUACAACGAGAUCGCUUUUGUUUAGUUAUUUAUUUUAGGGAGAAUGUAUCUCCAGGUUCUUUACACCAAAAUUGCGUAUUUCCAUUGCAAUUAAGUGGCAUAGCUUGCAAAUGGCUGUGGUGAACGUUGUUAAGUUUGUAUUUGUUUGUUGACUGGGAUGGGAAAGGCAUAAAAACCAAUAAUAAUAACAUAGGUA